ACUCGCGGGUACGGUUCACACUUUACGCCAUCCAAAAAACGCCGAGACUGGGCCGCUCCAUUCGAUGCUUGUUCCUUUGAUUUUCUUCGUCAAUACAAUGGAUAAUCAUAAUUUGAAUCCAAAACAAAAUUUCAGAGCAGAGCUCCAAAUUCAAUUCAAAUCUGCAGCCAACUAAAACCUUGAAAACAGACCCAAUUUCCAAAUUCAAUCCGAAACUUAAUUCCUACAAAAUUUUCUUAUUUAAUCCCAGUUUAUCCUCAAUCCGUUCAAAUCUGCCCCUGAAAUUGCAUCGAUACAUAUAAAAACAAACCAAGCCGUAAUUCACCUCCUUUCCCUCAAAGAGUCGUUUUUCAAAAUGCAUGGCUCCAAUCCACCGCCGCCUUCGGAGGCUGCCCUCGACACCUCGCCGCUCCUCGGCAACUCCAUAGACGAAAACCUCCUCCGGAGCCGCCGGUUCAUCCGGCGCACGCCGCCGCCGCCUCUUCGCGGUGCCGCUCGGCUUCUCCGGCGCGCUAGCGGGAGGCGCAUGAUGCUCCGAGAACCGUCCGUCCGGGUCCGCGAGAACGCAGCCGAGCAGCUCGAGGAGCGGCAGAGUGGCUGGGCGCACUCGAAGCCGGUGAUAGUAUUGGAUCUUCUGUGGAACUUGGCGUUUGUGGGGGUUGGAUUGACGGUCUUGGGGCUGAGCGUGAAGGAGGCGCCGAUCGUCCCGUUGAGGCUCUGGAUUAUUGGGUACUUGGUGCAAUGCUUGAUACAUAUGGCGUGUGUAGUCCUGGAGUAUAGAAAGCGACGCGAGGAACGUACGUUGGGAGCGGAGGGAAGUGCGGGUUGGGAAAGUGGUGGGGAUGCGUAUUUGAAUUCCGAUUCCGGGUCUGGGAGUGAUGGAGAGGAUUAUGGAAUAGACCAGCGUCAGGUUGAGGAAGAAACCAGUGCUGUGAAGAAUCUUGAGUUUGCAAAUACAAUGUUUUCGUUUAUCUGGUGGAUCAUUGGAUUCUACUGGGUAACUGCUGGUGGUCAAACUUUAACACGAGAUUCACCUCAACUUUACUGGCUUUGUAUUGCAUUUCUAGCUUUCGAUGUUGUUUUCGUCCUGAUCUGCGUUGCUGUUGCAUGUCUUGUUGGUAUUGCUGUUUGCUGCUGUCUACCAUGCAUCAUCUCAAUCUUAUAUGUUGUGACAGAUCAGGAAGGAGCAACAGAGGAAGAGAUCGAUCAAUUGCCAAAGUUCAGAUUUCAGAAGAUAGGUGAUGUUGAGAAAGUUAAUGGUGAAACUCAGGAGUCUUUUAGAGGAAUGAUUACUGAAUGUGAUACUGAUACGCCAAUUGAACGUGUUCUGUCCCAAGAGGAUGCUGAAUGUUGCAUUUGCCUUUCUGCCUAUGACCAUGGAGCUGAACUGCGUGAGCUUCCUUGUAAUCACCAUUUCCACUGCAGCUGCAUAGACAAGUGGUUACACAUCAAUGCCACAUGCCCUCUGUGCAAAUUCAACAUAUUGAAGUAUGUCAACCAAAGUGGCAUUGAAGAAGCAUAGAGAAAAAAAAAAAAAAGGUCAUGUUCAUGAACCAAGUGCUUAUCAAAGCAUUUUCUCUAGGAUCUCAUGCACGCUUGGCAUGCUAUCAGCAACCAUGAAUUCAGAUUGCUCCGGGUGACUUUAUGAUUUGGCUCUGUUAGCUAAUGUAGAUUCAGAGUAUUUAUUGUUUUGUAAUCCUCAUCUAUAAUGUAUAUGGGUUUAUGCUAUGUUUCCACCAUAAUUGUAAAAAUACCAGUUCUUUUGAUUUUACGUAUUAAUUUUUUGGAAGA
Messenger RNA from Juglans regia (Persian walnut), 1791 nucleotides. Its product is annotated as E3 ubiquitin-protein ligase At4g11680-like. The coding region runs from base 356 to 1522 and encodes 388 amino acids. The transcript has 5 exons. The record is from RefSeq and is a predicted model, not a curated record. Lineage: Eukaryota; Viridiplantae; Streptophyta; Magnoliopsida; Fagales; Juglandaceae.